Pogonomyrmex barbatus (red harvester ant) is the source of this 448-nucleotide messenger RNA. RefSeq lists its product as uncharacterized. Lineage: Eukaryota; Metazoa; Arthropoda; Insecta; Hymenoptera; Formicidae. The record is from RefSeq and is a predicted model, not a curated record.
CCGCGUGAUCAAUGCGCGUUCAAAUGUCAGAAGAAUGCUUGCUCCUGUUCGUGGAUUUUAUACGAGAGACAAGUAUAUUUGUCGGAGACUGAGAAUACUCCGUCCCGUGUGCUCGUGUAAUGGUAAGAGUGCAUAUACAUCUACAAAACCAAAUAACGAGGUUAUUGCAAAUAUGGACAAUGUUUUUGAAGAUUGGUUAAAUGUUACAGAUAGAAUUUUGGAAUAUAAACCUGUAACAGAUAUCGUAAAAAGUGAUGGAUUGAAAUACAAUAAUACAGAAACACAACAACCAGUGGUGAUAAACAAGAUAGACAAUAAGCUCGAUGAUAAACAAGAAAAACAAGGAACUGUAAGAGAAAUGCAGAAAGCAGUUGACGACAUAGUUGAACCAAAAAAGAUAAAACAGCUUUAGUGACGUUACAUGGUAUGUUUGAAAGUAAUUUUCCAC